UUUUGCCUUUUUCUGUUAAUUUUCCUCCCUUUUUUCAUGGGAUCUAUAAUUCAUUACUGCAUUUAUACAAUAGAUAUAAGAUUAUUUCCACUUUCAAUGCAUAUCAUGUAGUAGAUUUUUUUUUACUAAAUUUCAGGUGUUUGGCUAAGAAUAACCACAACAUAUAUGGGUGGGAGAAAAAAAUGCACAAGGAAAAAAAAAAAAAAAAAAAAAAAAAGAGGAAGCACAUUGUUCCAAGGAAAACAAAAAGGUGGCUAAUCUUCUUACCAUUUCUUCCUCAAAGGUAUUGUAGAGAGAAUAAAAAGACAAGCAGGAACAAGAUAUGGCCAAAGUUUGAUCAUAUGUCUCCGUUCAUGCAUUUACAUGUUUGACAUUUAUAAACACAAUUUAAAAUCACAGAAAGGAUAAGAAAAAAAAAACAGGGAUAGAACAUAUUGCAAUUUUUGCAAUGUGGGCAUCAAAAGGUUAUGGAGGGAAGAAAGAACAGGACCAUGGGCUGGUUGCAGUAGCAAUAGACAAAGACAAAGGCAGCCAAUAUGCGAUCAGGUGGGCCAUUGACCACCUUCUCAGUAGAGGCCGCGCAAUCGUCCUAAUACACGUCACCAGUGGCUCCUCUUUUGCAGCGGCAAGUUCUGCCAUUGUAUCAGCAUCAGGUCCAGGCUCAUCACCGAACUAUCAACAAGUCGACAAGCAAACAAAGGAAUUGUUCCUCACAUUUCGCUGUUUUUGCACUCGCAAGGAUAUACGCUGCAUAGAUGUCACACUAAAAGAUAACGAUGUAGGCAGAGCUUUAAUAGAAUACGCCAACUACGCGGCAAUUGAGAAUUUGGUUCUUGGUGCCUCAAAAGGAGGAUUUAUGAGAAAAUUCAAGCAAGCAGAUGUACCAACUAUUGUGUCAAGAGGAGCACCUGAUUUCUGCAAUAUUUUUGUAAUCUCGAAGACUAAGAUGUCAAAUGUACGCAAUGCUUCACGACCAGUUCCACAUACAUCACCUCUUCAGAACUACUUAGAAAGCGUAGUCAAAGACAAAUCGAGUCCUUCCACGCCUGUUUCGACACCUCCAAAGCGUAGUCUGAGCAUUAAAGGGGAAAGGCCAUCUUACAGCGGGUGCACGCCACCAAGAGAUGACAGGGAGUUAGUCAGGCCAGAUAGAAUACAUGAAAGGCUGAUGAUGAGUGACUUUCCGGAAAGUGAUACAGAUAUAUCCUUCGUGAGCUCAGAUAGAACAAGUGUUGACCGCCUUUCCGUGCAUUAUGACUACAUGGAUUCAGCACGCACCCCAAGAAUGUCUACCAGUUCAGACCAUAGUUUUGGGUCAGUUCGCUUCGGACAAAGGAUGAAUGAUAUGAGCCCAAGGCCUGAUUUUUCAUUUAUGUCGCAAGAAAGUGGAAUGACUUCAUCUUCUUCACUGCCUAGCGAAGAAACAGAAACUGAGAUGAGAAGGCUUAAGCUUGAACUAAAGCAAACUAUGGAAAUGUACAGUGAAGCCUGCAAAGAAGCAGUUGUUGCAAAAGAGAGAGAAAGACAACAAGCAAUGGAGCUUCACCGAUGGAGGCUAGAAGAAGACAAAAAGUUGGAGGAAACCGGGACUCCUGAGGAAGUGGCAAUGGUGCUUGCUGAAAGAAAAAAAGCAGAAAGGGCGGCAGAGCAACAGGAAGAAAGAAAAUUAAGUACAGGAAACACAGACUACAGAUCAACCAAUGGCUCUGUAAGCUACAGGAAAUACACCAUUGAAGAGAUUGAGACAGCAACAGAUUCUUUCUCUGAAUCUCUCAAGGUUGGAGAAGGAGGCUAUGGACCUGUCUUUAAGUGUUACCUUGAUCAUACAAGAGUUGCAGUGAAAGUUUUACGUCCAGAUGCUGCACAAGGAAGAACACAGUUCCAGCAGGAGGUUGAAGUACUUAGCUGUAUCAGGCAUCCCAACAUGGUUCUUCUACUUGGAGCAUGCCCAGAAUAUGGUUGUAUAGUUUAUGAAUACAUGGCUAAUGGUAGUUUGGAUGAUCGUUUGUUUCGGCGAGGGAAUACCCCAGCUCUUUCUUGGCAAGUUAGGUUCCGAAUUGCAGCAGACAUUGCAACAGGACUGAAUUUCCUCCAUCAGACAAAGCCAGAACCGCUAGUUCAUCGUGACCUUAAACCUGGGAAUAUACUUCUGGAUCGGUAUUUUGUCGCUAAGAUUGGUGAUGUUGGAUUAGCGAGGCUAGUGCCCCCUUCCGUUGCUGAUCACAUAACACAAUAUUGCAUGACAUCAGCUGCCGGGACUUUCUGCUACAUCGAUCCAGAAUAUCAACAAACUGGUAUGCUUGGUGUUAAAUCUGAUGUCUACUCCCUGGGGAUUGUGCUUCUCCAACUGCUAACUGCCAAGCCACCCAUGGGUUUGGCACACCACGCAGAACACUUUAUUGAGAAGGGAACAUUUGCUAACAUGCUGGAUCCAACGGUACCUGAUUGGCCAGUAGAGGAAGCCAUAGUCCUGGCAAAGAUUGCUAUACAAUGUGCUGAGUUGAGGAGAAAAGACCGACCAGAUCUCGGGAAAGUUGUCUUGCCAACGCUUGACAGAUUGCGAGAUUUUGCUGAUGAAAGAUCACAUCCUUUCAUGUUUUUUACCACACCAGACCGUUCCCCUGUCCACAGCCAGACAUCCAUGUCACAGAUAAGUGAUGCCGCUGUUUCAGCUCCAAACAGCUCAAAGGGUCCCUCACCCACAGCAUCACCAAGAGGUAGAGUAUCAAAAUUUAUAUUGUUCACAUCUUUUAUACCAACAAGUUUAUUAUUUGCUCUUUGUGGUGUUGUUCUCCUCCAACCCACAGCUUUCUUCUCUUUACAGCAAAUGCAGAUGAGGUAG
This is a messenger RNA of Beta vulgaris subsp. vulgaris (sugar beet), 2842 nucleotides long. Its product is annotated as U-box domain-containing protein 52. The transcript is spliced from 10 exons. Gene Ontology annotation, molecular function: protein kinase activity; ATP binding. Lineage: Eukaryota; Viridiplantae; Streptophyta; Magnoliopsida; Caryophyllales; Amaranthaceae. Gene Ontology annotation, biological process: protein phosphorylation. The record is from RefSeq and is a predicted model, not a curated record. Bases 449 to 2842 code for a protein of 797 amino acids.